Dictyostelium discoideum AX4 is the source of this 1323-nucleotide messenger RNA. RefSeq lists its product as hypothetical. The annotation marks the transcript as partial. The record is from RefSeq and is a predicted model, not a curated record. The transcript has 2 exons. NCBI's taxonomy places the organism in Eukaryota, Evosea, Eumycetozoa, Dictyosteliales, Dictyosteliaceae.
AUGAACAGUGAUAAAAAGAAAUAUUUUAAUAAUAAUAAUCAAAAUCAAGACUUUGAUUUACCAAACUUUGAUGCAAAUUAUAGAGAUUUAGAUUAUGAAAUAAGUGAUUCACAACAACAAUCUGUUAAUAAAAACAAUAAAAGCAAUAAUAAUAAUAAUAGUAAUAAUAAUAACCAAAAAAUAAAAAUAAGUAAUUUAUCAUAUAUCAAUAAAAAUAAAAUAAAUAAUAAUAAUUCAUUUGAAAAUUUUAAAAAUGGUGAAGAUGAUGAAAUGAGAGGAGGAAAUGUCAAUACCUCUGAUGAAUCAAUUGAAUCUGAUAAUCAAAUUGGUGAUAACAAUACAACUAGUAGUAGUUUUAAUGAUAAUUAUUGGUCAAAAAUAAAACCAAAACCAAUACAACCAAUACAACCACUACAACCACUACAACCACUACAACAACAACAAUCACCCCAACAACCUAAACAUAUUGUAGGAGGAGGAGGUAGUAAUAUAUUUAAAUCACCUUUAAAAACUGAUUAUAAUAAAAAAGAUAUCGAUUCAUUUCAAUGGGAUCAAUAUGAAAAACAACAAUUUAAUCAAAAUAUAUUGAAUGAUAAUCAUUCUUCUAGUAGUUUUAAUGGUGGUAGUGGUGCAACAUUUCAAGAUUUUAAAUCAAAAUUAACCUCACCAUUUAAACAAUCUUUAAACAGCAAUCAGUCUCCAAUAAAAUCAAAAUAUACCCCAAAGAAAGCUUUUCCUCAAGCUAAAGGUUUAGUAUUCGAAGAUGAUGAUAUAUUCAAUGAAUCAAAUAAUAAUAUCAACAAUUUUAAUAGAUCCAUUCAACAACAACAACGAAAUAAUCAACAGCAACAACAUAGUCAACAGCAACAACAUAGUCAACAGCAACAAAAUAACAAAAGACCAAUUGGUAUUAUGCAAACCAAUAAUUAUAGUAAUAAUAAUGAUAAUGGCUAUAAUAAAAAUAAUAAUUAUAUUAGUAGUAGUUAUGAUGAUUAUAUAAACCCGACCCAAUCUAGUAUUUCAUUAACACCAACUCAAGAUGCAAAUAGAUAUUACUUAAAUAAUAACAAAAAUAAUGAUGUCAAUACCAUUGAUAGUCCUAUUAUAAUAGAUAAUCAUCAGAAGCCAGCACAGAAUAAACAAAAUCAAACAAACAAACAAAAAGAAAAACAAAUAUUAAUUGUAAAUAAUCAAUCAAACCCAUAUAAUGAUAAUGUAUUUAAUUUUUCAAAGAGAUCAGAUAGUUUUAAAGAAGAUAAAAAGCACUUUGGUGCAAUGUUGAGAGAUUCUUCUCAAUAUUACUCGAACAACAACAACAACAAU